AUGCAUCGCAGAAAGAGUACCGAGAAGACAAGGAAAGCGACUCCUCCAUCGCCGAGCUACAUGAAUAACGAACAAUUCGCUGCCUACUUGGCAAACCUCAGAUCCAACAGAGUCGCACGCCCCGGCGGAGCAAGACCUCUGCCGCCUUCUUCGUCAAGCAUAAGAUCCAAACGCCCCUCAAUCGAACAUAGCAUUUCCGAGCCCCUUCCUCGAUCCGAAAGUCCUGCACUCUCCACUCCGGGCUCUAUCGAUGUGCCAUCGCAGCCAUAUCCCCCUUCUGUAAACGCCAGCAUAUCGUCUCGUCACUCCAUUCCGAGCACCCAAGGACGGGAGUAUCAAGCUUAUCGCCCCACGUCACCUCUGAAGCCCUCUCAGGUUGUGCCGACUGCCACCUACAUGGAAAGGGGGCAGCGAUGGAUGGAAAAAGAAGAGGCUGUGUCACUUCGACAUGCUAUGGAAGACAUGUCCAUCAAGAACGAUGGAGGACAUGUCGAGGACGAAGCCGCAGAGACGCCAGACGACGAAACCCGCCUUUAUAAUGCUGCACUCGACGAGGCCUCAGAACUGGUCUGGCGGCAUCAGAAUGGAGUUCGCCCCCCUGACAAGGACGCUCCGUACCGGUACAAGCCUCACAUGAGAAAGAAUAGUUAUGCUCAUGCCCGCACCGCCAGCGUGGGCAAACAUGGCGAUGGCCUAGCCAGGGACAAGUCCAGGUCGGUUUCUGGCAGCUCUACCGACAGCGAUGGUCACUCUCGGCGAAGUCGGCCCUCCUUGGCUUUGUCGCGUAAUAGCGUUGAAGGGGAGAGCCAGAGCCCCGAGCGACAGUCGAUGGACUUGACAGCUUCAGGCCCAGCCGGCGCCCGACCCCUUCCAAAAGCCAGGGGCUCGGGUCAGCGUCGCAGCAGCAUGAAGCGGAACAUCAGCGGUGAAGUUCAAAGGCCAUUCUCCGGUGACCAGAUUUGGGAAGAGCCAGAAGCCAAUGUGCGGGAAGACAAGGCCAAGACAAAGUCAGCGUCGACAGCAGACUUACCUUUGGUGGACAAACCAGAGAACCCCCAGAAUCAAGUCCGAUUCGCUACAAACUCACAGUCGGACCGUGUUGGACCCUGGAAACCUAGGUGCAAUGUAGAGAUUCAACGGAACCCACCUUCGCAAUCGCGCAACCCACAGUACACAACCAACACGUCGGCUCCGAAGCCUGUGGUGUCGGACGACCAGGUGCCCAAGAAGAACGGCAUGGAGAUACGCAGUGAAGAUAUCCGAGGGGCCACAAGUAUGAAGCUGAAGGACCGCAGCGCGAAGCUGCCUACGCCCACAGCUGUCAGUGAUCGCCCUGGUCGGCCGAUUGUAAGCUUCGACUCGAAGUGGAAGGCUCCAGAGGAGAGAACUGAUGCUAGGCCAGGAGCCGCGAGCCAAAACAACCAGCCGAUGGAGAUUCCUUGUAUCGUGGUGGCGCCGGAGGAGCCUCCGUCGAACAGAGCACGCAGCAACCCGAUCGUUCCGGUCAUAAAUAUUGACGGAGCGGAUGAGCCAGUUGGUUCUAGUCCCGGCAUACCCUCCAUCGUCACCCCCGACGACGACGAAUCGUCGAAUGCGAAGCCACGGCCCUUGCCGGACCCCAAGACAGCAUCCAGGGGCCACCCUUUCCGACGCCCGCAACGUCACUGGUCGCCAGCUCCUGGGGCAAGCAAUCACUCAACUGCUUUGUGUCACGAAUGCGGAUUCCCCAUUGAAGGUAGAUUCGUCGCUCUGGGCGGCUCUUCGGAGCGCUUCCAUCCUCAAUGCUUUAGCUGCUUUUCUUGCGGUACGGGUCUCGAAGCUCUGGAGAUCAGCCCAGAGCCAGAGGCUCACCGCCAAGAGCGUCUUGACAGAAUUCACCGUCGCGCCCAUGGCGAGGUGUUGGAAGAGACGCCGGGCAAGACCAUGGCCGAAGACGGCGACGAGCGCUUACGUUUCUACUGUCACCUUGACUGGCACGAACUGUACGCACCGAGGUGCAAACACUGCAAGACGCCCAUUCUCGGGGAGCAUGUUGUCGCCCUGGGAGAACAUUGGCACUACGGGCACUUCUUUUGCGCAGAAUGCGGCGAUCCAUUCGAGAAGGGCAUGACUCACAUUGAAAAGGACGGGUAUGCGUGGUGUGUCAAUUGCCAGACAAAGCGGACAGAGAGGCGGGCGCCCAAGUGCAAGAAGUGCAAGACUGCUGUCAUCGGACAGUACAUUCGAGCGCUGGGGGGUGAGUGGCAUGAUGAGUGUUUCCGCUGCGCUUCUUGCCAGGGCGGUUUCGACGACGGCCAGAUCUUUCCCAAAGAGGUCGGUGACAGGGUGAUGGUGCUAUGCACAGGCUGCCGCAUGAUAGAACUCAAGGCAUAA
Molecule: messenger RNA, 2373 nt
Organism: Colletotrichum phormii
Lineage: Eukaryota; Fungi; Ascomycota; Sordariomycetes; Glomerellales; Glomerellaceae
Exons: 2
Coding region: 1-2373 (790 amino acids)
Cellular component (GO): nucleus; Z disc
Molecular function (GO): transcription coregulator activity
Source: RefSeq, a predicted model, not a curated record